AUGAUGUCUGACGGCUCGCCGGUGUCCAAAUCCAACUCCAAGGUUUCAACAGAUGGCAGCCCUGUGACCAAGUCCUACACCGCUUCCAGUUGGGAUGGCUCCGAGCUGGGCUUUGGCAAGUCGAAGUCCUUCGAUGAGUUGAGUGCAGAGGUCCGGGAGAUUUGCGAGCGCAUCGAUACGGACCGCAACGGCUCCAUCUCGAAGCUGGAGCUGGUGGCGGCCGUGCAGAAGGACCCGAAGGUAGCGGCAUUCGUGCUGCCUGACCAGAAGAAGAUCUGCGGUGGUCUGUGUGGAGGAGGGGACGAGGACCUCUUCGAUGCAGUUAUGGAGAUCUUUGACGUGAUCUCUGGGGGGAAGCAGCGCAUCAAGUAUGCGGACCUGGCAGCGCAUCACAAGAAGGCAAAGAACCAGCCCCCUGAAGAGAAGAGCGAGAUGUCGAGGAUCUACGAGAUCAUCGACGCCGACAAGAGCGGGUCCAUCUCCAAGUUCGAGAUCAUUGAGGCGGUAAAGGUGAAAGCGGAGGUGGCGAAGUUUCUGCUGCCGCACAUGGAGAGUGCUCAGAAGGUCAUGGAGAGCGAGGAGGCCUUUGAUGAAAUCAACAGCCUCUUCCAGACCAUCGCGGGGGGCAAGAAGCGCAUCGACUUCGCAGACUUCGAGGCCUAUUUCAAGAAGGGCCAGGUCCCCUCCACGGUCCGAGCUUCUGCCAUGGAGCGCAAAGACACGCGGGUCUUCGUCAUCGGCCCAGGUUUCGGGCAGCAGCUGAACCCGCGGCAGAGCGGCAUGGUCACCACUGCCGGGUACCAGGUGCAGUUCUUUCACGGCAUCCCGAAUCCGGAGACCAAGAACUUCGAUGCCUUGCCAUACUUGGAGAAAAUCAAGGAGGCGAUCGAGAGCUUCCAGCCCCACGUGGUGUGUGCCGCCUCCAAAGGAGGUGUCUACAUGGUGGGCCUUUGGAAGGCGGGGUACUGGCGCGGGCCAAGUCUGCUGCUGAACGCCCACCCCGCGUGCACAGAGCUGCCGCAGGAUGUGCCGGUGGUUUUGGCGCAUGGUGGCAACGACGAGGUGUACUCAACAGCUCGGGAGCGCCUGGAGAAGUUGAUUGCCACAGGGACGGAGAACAAGUGUUUCCUGUACUACACCGCGAACAGCGGCCGGCUCCCCACGGGGCAGUGUACCCGAAUGGGUGACAAGCACAACAUGGAGUCGCUGCUGACCAGGGACUGCCUGCCGCGUCUCAUUGACGCCACGCUGUCUGAAGCAGGGCCAGAGGCGGGCACCGGGCGCCGCACCGGCUGCACUGCGCGGUUCAACUGGUACCAGCGCCGCUCAGGUGCCAAGCGAGAAACCGAGACGCUCUCGCGGCUUCGGGUGCGACAGGCGCACAUCCAGCGGUCCUGGCGCGAGAGGCUCUCGGAGGAGCGCCUCGAGGCGGAGGACUACCUGGGCCCGGGGGCCCAAAGACCGCGCCGCGGAGCGGAAGACGAGAUGGGCGCGGGCUCCCAGAAAUCGAUUCGCCCGGAGGCUCGGGUCUUGGUCUUGGUGUUCCUUUGA
This is a messenger RNA of Effrenium voratum, 1551 nucleotides long. The record is from the annotation of a GenBank genome assembly. NCBI's taxonomy places the organism in Eukaryota, Dinophyceae, Suessiales, Symbiodiniaceae.